CGCAGGAGCCUCGCGAUAGUGUUUGCACAGGCGGCGCGUGACGCCGCCGCCGCCUGUAACUGAUGCAGAGGUUACCCCGCCGCCUCAGCCGCCACCCACCGCCCGCCGCCACCACCCGGGCGACGCCGAGGGCCGACGCACUGCAGAGGUGCCGGCAGGUUCCGCCCGCGGAAGUCUCCUCGGCCGGCGCAGCCCGCGCUCCGCCCGCGCUCCGACCCCGGCUCCGGCGGGCGCCCCCUCGACGCCUCUGCUGCCGCGCUCUUCCCCUCUGCCUCUUCUCCGGCGUGCCCGCCCGCUCCCUCGCUUCUCCCCCUCUCCCUCCUCCCUGUCCCCUCUGCUUCCCUCACCUCUUCCCUCCCCACCUCCUCUCUUCUCAGUUUCCUCCCCCAUUCCCUUGACUCUCCCCUCCCUGCCCUCGCUCUCUCGCUCGCCCUCAGCGCGGCCCCCGCCAUGACGGAGGCGGGUGCCGGUGCCGUUGCCGCCGCUGCCGUCGCAGGGGGGGAGUCGGGUUCCCAGAAAGUAGCUUGAUGAGUGUCCAAAGUAGCAGUGGAAGUUUGGAGGGGCCGCCAUCUUGGUCCCAGCUCUCCACGUCUCCAACCCCGGGCUCGGCGGCGGCGGUCAGGUCCCUGCUGAAUCACACGCCGCCAUCCGGGAGGCCCAGGGAAGGUGCAAUGGAUGAGCUUCAUAGUCUGGAUCCAAGAAGGCAAGAGUUAUUGGAAGCUAGAUUUACUGGAGUUGCAAGUGGGAGCACUGGGAGUACUGGCAGUUGCAGUGUUGGAGCUAAAGCCUCAACAAAUAAUGAAAGCUCUAAUCACAGCUUUGGAAGCUUGGGAUCUUUAAGUGACAAAGAAUCAGAGAGACAACUGGCAGGCAGCUGAAAGGACUGUGCAAGUGACGGACUUUAUCUGCAGUAGGUUCCCUUGAGACACCAGAGAAGAAACAAUCGGAGUCAUCCAGGGGAAGAAAGAGAAAAGCAGAAAACCAGAAUGAAAGUAGUCAGGGAAAAAGUAUUGGGGUACGUGGCCACAAAAUUAGUGACUAUUUUGAAUAUCAAGGUGGAAAUGGCUCAAGUCCAGUAAGAGGCAUACCUCCUGCAAUCCGUUCUCCUCAAAAUUCACAUUCACAUUCCACUCCUUCCUCAUCUGUUCGACCGAAUAGCCCUUCUCCUACUGCAUUAGCUUUUGGGGACCACCCUAUUAUACAACCAAAGCAGUUAUCUUUUAAAAUUACUCAGACUGAUCUCACAAUGCUGAAAUUAGCAGCAUUAGAAAGUAAUAAAAACCAGGACCUGGAAAAGAAGGAAGGUCGUAUAGAUGAUUUGCUCAGGGCUAACUGUGAUCUCAGACGGCAAAUAGAUGAACAACAAAAAUUACUUGAAAAAUACAAAGAACGAUUAAAUAAAUGCAUAUCAAUGAGCAAGAAACUUCUUAUUGAAAAGAGUACACAAGAAAAACUGUCAAGCAGAGAAAAGAGUAUGCAAGAUAGAUUACGCCUUGGGCACUUUACAACAGUUAGACAUGGCGCUUCAUUUACUGAACAGUGGACAGAUGGUUUUGCAUUUCAGAAUCUCGUGAAGCAACAAGAAUGGGUGAAUCAGCAAAGGGAAGAUAUUGAAAGGCAAAGGAAACUUCUAGCUAAACGCAAACCUCCUACAGCUAAUAAUUCUCAGGCACCCUCUACCAAUUCUGAACCAAAACAAAGGAAAAACAAAGCAGUCAAUGGAGCAGAAAAUGAUCCCUUUGUUAGACCAAAUUUGCCACAACUGUUGACUUUGGCAGAAUAUCAUGAACAGGAAGAAAUUUUCAAACUUAGACUAGGACAUCUCAAAAAGGAAGAGGCAGAAAUCCAGGCAGAGCUUGAACGUUUGGAAAGAGUCAGAAAUCUUCAUAUACGGGAGCUCAAAAGAAUAAACAAUGAAGAUAAUUCGCAGUUCAAAGAUCAUCCAACGUUAAAUGAAAGAUAUUUAUUACUUCAUCUGCUUGGUAGAGGUGGCUUUAGCGAAGUAUAUAAGGCUUUUGACCUUUAUGAACAAAGAUAUGCUGCUGUGAAGAUACAUCAACUUAAUAAAAGUUGGAGAGAUGAGAAAAAAGAAAACUACCACAAACAUGCCUGCAGAGAGUACAGAAUACACAAAGAACUGGAUCACCCCAGAAUAGUUAAACUAUAUGAUUAUUUCUCCUUGGAUACAGAUACGUUUUGCACAGUGUUGGAAUACUGUGAAGGCAAUGACUUGGAUUUCUAUCUGAAGCAACACAAAUUAAUGUCAGAGAAAGAAGCUAGGUCUAUUGUCAUGCAGAUUGUAAAUGCACUAAGAUAUCUCAAUGAGAUCAAACCCCCUAUUAUACAUUAUGAUCUUAAGCCAGGAAACAUCCUUCUGGUAGAUGGAACAGCAUGUGGAGAAAUCAAAAUCACUGAUUUUGGUCUGUCCAAGAUUAUGGAUGAUGAUAGCUAUGGUGUAGAUGGAAUGGAUCUAACUUCCCAAGGGGCAGGCACUUACUGGUAUUUACCUCCUGAGUGUUUUGUAGUUGGAAAAGAACCACCAAAGAUUUCCAACAAAGUUGAUGUGUGGUCAGUUGGAGUAAUCUUCUUUCAGUGUCUUUAUGGUAGAAAGCCAUUUGGUCACAAUCAAUCCCAACAAGACAUUCUUCAAGAAAAUACAAUAUUAAAAGCCACAGAAGUCCAGUUCCCUGUAAAACCAGUUGUAAGCACUGAAGCCAAGGCUUUUAUAAGACGCUGUUUGGCAUACAGAAAAGAAGAUCGGUUUGAUGUACACCAACUGGCAAAUGACCCAUACCUUCUCCCACACAUGAGAAGGUCAAAUUCUUCAGGGAACUUACACCUGGCUGGGCUGACAGCAUCCCCUACACCCCCUUCUUCAAGCAUAAUUACUUUCUGACUUGCCUCCAAGAUUGGCAUAUCUUUGAAUCGCUUCCAGAUGCACACUUGAGUUUGAGAGCAUUUGAGUGUUUUUUGUUUUCUUUUUUUACACAGGACAUGGUUAAGAACUGUUUGUGAACUGUAGUUCUUCAUAGUGUCAUUUGUAUGAGAGUGGAUCAUGGACAAUGAAUAAAUGUACACUUCUGACUAUAACCUUGAGUGGUGAAGGAUGACUGCCUGUUGCACAGAAACAGGAAUACCAUGUUAAGAUGGAAGAAAAAAUUUUUUUGUUUAUUUGGGGGAACACUGUAAAUAACGUUUAUAAUACUUAAAUACAUUUGGUUGUUACUAGAGAGUUCUAAUAUGAAGGGUAGUUUUUCAUUAUUUAAAAACACAUGGAAAAAAUAUGAGACAUAUUUCUAACACAAGAACUACAGUGCCUGGAUACAUUAUUCAGCAUUUGGCAGUUAAUCUGCUGAAACCAAAGUAAGAACUGAAUGACAGUGACAGUUGUGUUUUAUAGUAAUAGAAUGUGAGAGUUAGAAUCUUUGGACAAAGUUAGGCUUUGUCAUUUGCCUAUUCUGGCUUUUACCAAGUUGUACCUCGAAAUCACAUGUCCGUUUUUCUCACUGGUUAUAUUAAAGGGAGAGCUAUUAUUUCUAGAUACUUUACACCUUUGACAAAAUGAGCUGCUUGUUUUGAAAUCAGUUGAACUCACUAAAUUGUAAUAUCUCCAGUGUUUUCAAUAUGUUAGAAUCGUUAACAAAUAUUUUUCUUUUGUUACCAGGCCUUGUUCAUCAAAACAAGUGACAGUAUAUAACCAAAUGCAGACCAGUUCUAUGCAGGAUAAUGAUAAAUUCCCUUCUAGCACUAUUGUAAAUUGUUGUACAGAUGUCAUAUAUUUCAUUUACUAAGUUUCAGCAGCUUAUUCUUGUACAAAUGUUUAAAAAUAUGGCUUUUCUAAUUGGAUAUUGUAUUUUUUUUAAGUCUUCUUGAAGGCGCUUUAAUUGCUGCUAAAUGAUGUUGCUUCUUUGCUAAAAAAUUGAAUGACCUUGAAGGUGCAAGUUGACUGUACAUUAUAGAGAGAGAUUAAAAGCAGGCAUUCAUUAACAAUCAAGGCAUGUAAAAAUGGUCCAAAGUGGACAUACUGAGUUCUUUAAAUCAGUUUCUUGGGUUCUAGGGCUGUGGAGCACAUAGAUACUAGAUUUAUAAAUUGUUCAUGGUUAUUGUACAUUUCUAGAAGGUUCUUAUCAGCAAGGUGGGAUGAUGGUCCCAUAAAUAAGUUUCUUGUGGUUUGUACAGAUUUGUUAAAAUGUGAACAUUUUCUAAACUGCCUUGUAUGGCAGAAACCAAUAUUUUUCAGGAUGCUGUAUUUUACUCCUGUAAGAAUUUUUUCUUUAGUGUCAUAUUCAUAAUGUUGAUACUUACAUGUAAGUUGUCCAUGUUGCAGAAAAUGGAGGCUAUACUUACUUACCACAGAUUCUCCUUAAUAUUGUACAUUUAAACUGUGGCUCUUAUUUCUGAUGUUCCAAGCCAUUUUGUUUUUUCAUUGUACAUAGACACAUUGUCUCUUUUAAGAUGCUGCUGAAAUUGUAGAGAAUGUAGCCAAAAUAGUAAUAAACAAUGACAGUUAAAAUGUAAAGACUAUGAAAAUUAUAUUCAAAGGGAGCUUUCAAGAAUUAGGAUAUUAACUAACUUAGCUCUUUUACUUAAAAAUCAGUUGACUAAAUUCUUUAAGGAUA
This is a messenger RNA of Microcebus murinus (gray mouse lemur), 4619 nucleotides long. Lineage: Eukaryota; Metazoa; Chordata; Mammalia; Primates; Cheirogaleidae. The record is from RefSeq and is a predicted model, not a curated record.